AGGCACCAUCUAUCCAAACAUCACGCGGUGCUGCAAGACUCAUUCUCGGAUAUUUAUGGACAAUACACUAAUUGGAGAGCUCUACUUCAGCACAUGAUGGAUAUCCUAGACUCCCAAAUGGACGUGACGGAUCAGAUAGUACUUUUGCAGAGCGCUAGUCUGUCAGAGGCCUUACAGGAGCAGCGGGAAACAAAGCUGUUGCAGUCUAAAGGACUCGUUACAGCGCUCUCCAUGUGUCAGCGACAGCAAUACGAGAACCUUGCGUUCACUCUACAAAAUGAUCUGCGUAGUAUUCAGGACUGUGCUGAAAGUACGAAACAUGUGGAGGAGAAGGCGCUACAGUAUAUUCGGCGGCAGGAAGGGCUGACUCUAGCGGACAUCGGCAGCGCAACAGCCCAGUCACAUCCCAUCAGCUUCUACUUAGAGGGUCUGAGUGCGUGGAGAGCCUUCUUUGGCACUCGCACAAAGCUCAUCACCGCAGCAGUCGAUGAACAUCUAACAGUGUCCACGGCCAGUCUAAGAACACUCAAGCAGCAGUUGACGGAGUUGACUCCCGUGCCAGGAGCAUGUAUGUGUUCUGAUGUGGUUAUGGAUCUACGACAAGUGUACCGUUGGUUUACGAUACAUAACUGGUUGUUGGUAGUGGCAGUGCCUGUGGCCGAUAUGGUCAACGGGUACACAAAAUAGCUCAAGCAGUGGUUAUUCGUGUUCACCCGUUCGCCAGGCUCAUUGGUGUGAAGUAG
Sphaeroforma arctica JP610 is the source of this 743-nucleotide messenger RNA. RefSeq lists its product as hypothetical. The transcript is spliced from 4 exons. NCBI's taxonomy places the organism in Eukaryota, Ichthyosporea, Ichthyophonida. The record is from RefSeq and is a predicted model, not a curated record. The coding region runs from base 94 to 687 and encodes 197 amino acids.